GGCCAGGAAGCCGCGAGAGAGCAACGGGCGCGGCCGAAGGUUUUCCUCCCGCCCCCGUCUUGCGUCGCUACACCUGUGCAAGGGCGGGGAAAAGGCAGCGACGGGCGGCUCGGGGAGCCAAUCGGGAGCGGCCGCCUUCUCACCUGCGCGCUGAGCCCUCUCGCCUCGGCUGGCUCAGUUGGACCAAGGAGAGCGGGCCGGGUAGGACAUGGCGGAGGCUGCUGCGCGGGGAUCCCGACGCCGGCAUCGGUGCUGCUUCUGGGUGUUGCUCUGCGCCGGAUCCUGGUCCUUGAUAUCAGGCCAGACCCAUCAGGUGGUACAAGUUCCUGAGAAUCAGUCGGUCAAACUGCCAUGUAAAGCCAUAGCUGGACAGGGUACACCAACACGCCUGGAGUGGAAAUUCCAGCGUUCCGGUGCCACAGAAUUUGUGUACUAUCAAGGGCAGCUGACAGAUCUCUACAAGAGCCGUGCUGAAUUCAGUGGCAGUGACAUUCGUCUCAAGUCGGUCACCCGCAAAGAUAUGGGGCAGUACACCUGUCAGGUUGUUGGCAACAACGGGGUUGCUGAAAGUGUAGUGGACCUUAUUGUCCAAGUUCCUCCCUCCAAGCCCAAGGCUGAAGUACCCUCCUCUGUAACCAUUGGCAACAGGGCAGUCCUAUCUUGCGUGGAGACGGACGGUUCCCCGCGGCCCACCUUCAGGUGGUACAAGAAUGACAUCCUUAUGCCCGUGGACCCCAAAACGGACGUCCUCUUCAAGAAUUCCUCCUACACGCUCGACUCCAGUACGGGGAUUCUGACGUUUGAACCUGCAACUUCCUUUGAUGCUGGUGACUACUCUUGCGAGGCUGAUAACAGUAUUGGGUCUUCCCAGAAGUCAGAAGCUGUCCACUUGGAGCCCAGUGAGGUCAAUGUGGGUGGCAUCGUGGCAGCUGUGGUGUUGCUUCUGAUUGUCUUCGGGCUAGCAGGCUUUGGCAUCUGGUUCGCCUACAGCAGAGGGUUCUUCAAAAGAAGAGACAGCACCAACAAGAAGGUCAUUUACAGCCAGCCUUCCAACCGGAGCGAUGGUGAAUUUAAACAGACGUCGUCCUUCUUGGUCUGAUCUCUGCCCUGGGCCUGUCUUGAGGCGUGUAUUAAGUCCAAUCUCCUUGACCUGUUGUAAAUGUUCUUUUAUGAAUCCUUGUAAUUAAGUGUGAUUUUUAACCUGUUUUUUUAAUGUAAGAGUACUUUUUACAAUUUCUCUCCCUACCCCCCCCCCUUUUUACCUUAAUUUAAAGGACUGCCUUAGAGUUUAUUUUUCAAGGCAAUAGUUCGUAAUCCUGCAGGAGACCAGAAUUUCCAGGCCAGCCAAGGUGCUAAAUGAUGUCUGCCCAAGUACUCAAGUGGCCUUUGUAAAUUGCUCAGAGAUGGAGUGGGGGUGGAGUUAAGGGCACCCAGUUGUCCUGAGUGAGUCAGAGAAGGAUGGUGGUUGAGAAGGCGCUUUGUAAGCUGCUUGGACCUCCCCAGCCCCCCCUUUCUUGCAAAGGAGAUAAAUGACUUACUGGAAAGCAACUGGUGGAAUAGCUGCAUUGGUAGAAGAUGAAAUGAUCACACCUGUAGGGGUUCUUUCUGCAAGGGACAGCCUACAGUCACACCAGAAAGCCUAAAUAGCAUCGAGUGGGGCUAUCAGAAAAUAGAACGCCUUACGCUGCAGCCCACACUCUCUUGUGCAGAGUCUGGUAAAACCAGUGGCAUGCCAAACUCUGCGUUUGGAUCGUGGCCUUAUUGUAAAGUCUUAAAACCAUGAAGCAAAGAAGAAAGUCAUUAGUUUCUUUUAAAACUCGAGAUCGCUACCCAAUGUGUGCCUUUUAUAAAUAUCGUUUGACAGCCAUGUGUAAUUUUAUCUGCUGACCAAUUGGAAAUAAAGCUGGUUGGUUGGUUUUUUUU
Heteronotia binoei (common prickly gecko) is the source of this 1923-nucleotide messenger RNA. RefSeq names its product F11 receptor (gene F11R). The transcript is spliced from 10 exons. Gene Ontology annotation, cellular component: bicellular tight junction. The coding region runs from base 209 to 1099 and encodes 296 amino acids. Gene Ontology annotation, biological process: cell adhesion; regulation of membrane permeability; intestinal absorption. The record is from RefSeq and is a predicted model, not a curated record. Lineage: Eukaryota; Metazoa; Chordata; Lepidosauria; Squamata; Gekkonidae.